Messenger RNA from Physcomitrium patens, 3005 nucleotides. The record is from RefSeq and is a predicted model, not a curated record. NCBI's taxonomy places the organism in Eukaryota, Viridiplantae, Streptophyta, Bryopsida, Funariales, Funariaceae.
AUCGAAGGAAUGCUUUCGGGGGCAAAAAAUGAAUAAAGUAUCACAUGUGUCCUUCACUGGUGAAACCGAAGUAAAGUUCUGAACGAGUGCGCGAUAUUAUGAUUCAGACCCGCAGUCGAGGGAUUGAUGUCGCUCACAUGGCUCAAGAGCCUCCCGCGUUCGAUUGCGCCAAAUUGUGAUCUUACCACACGGUCUCACACUUUGUUUAGUAUGUAGUGGUAUGUUCGUUUUCUUGGCAAGCUACAUAGCGUAAUUUUAAUAGAUUUGCCACGUGAAGGAAAAUACGACAAAAACUUGCCCCUAGAUUGGCCCUCCCCAGUUUCGCCCCAGUCCUACCGCCAUGGUGCACGCGCAUCGGGCACGGCUGGAAGUGAAAAGUCGGAAACUAAUGGUCAAUAAUAGGUUCUUGUGCAGAGGAGCGACAAGAAGGCACAAGAUGGCUGGUUGCAGAAAAUCAUGAGCCUGUCUCAGCUACCUCUGGACAGAUUGUCUCGGGAACGCUUGAAGCUGGAGGUACACAGAUUGCAUGGAUUUGGGUGAUUUGUUGAGGUGCCGCUCGCUAUCUCCAAGGAUGCCAAGCGGUUAGUGAUGGAGGGAUGCGAUUCGCAGAUGUUGGUUGUGGUUCAUGGGAGCUCCGAAUUCCAGAUCAGGAGUUUCGAUUCUCCACAGAAUUGCAGUCCAUGCUGCGGACUUGACGUUCAGAUCGGCCUCGUCGACGGAAAUGUACGAAGCUGGAGCUAGGAGUCUAAGCCUGGCAGGUCGAAAAUCCCCCACCAUGCCAAUGCCGAUCAUCGACUGUGGAGAUGUUUUUCCGGAGUCCACCAAGUGUCCAUCAGGGCGCUGCAAGAUAUCUGCCUGCGUACACCAGAAAUUGCCUGAGAAGAAUAUUGAGCGGGAAGAGGCUGCACUUGAAGGCCUGGGUGUCGUCUUUCGAAGAGGAACUGGUAGAAUGCCCGAGCUCGUCGUCGCUCAUUUGUCCGAAAUGACAGUCGCGGAGGAUCUCAGGCUAUUCCUUCGUGGGCUGCACCGAAGCGGAAUGCUUGCCAGGGCAGAUCUUGUGCUUCUCUUUCCGUGGCGACCUCUCCCCCGGAACUUUGCAGAAAUAAUUUAUGAAGAAGAGAGAUAUUUUCAGAAAUUGCUUGAUCAGUCUCUUCAAGCGGAAGCUGGAGAACCGACGGAAGGGUUUCGAAAUUCUAAGCUAAGCAUCUUCAAUUCUGCGUCGUACACUCUACUGCUGUCUGUGACUCCUUCCAGAAAGGGGCCGCAGGAUUCUCUGUGGGGUAGUGCGAGCGCAGGAAAUGUUUCUGCCUCCGCUGGAACUAAAGACGAUGGGGUGCAUUUCGGCGCCAUUGUUGGGUUCGACAUGCAAGAGCUUGACGCCGGUGACGCUCUCAGUGGGUUCUUGAACUCACCACUCGCCGGCCUUCGGCGCUGGGUUUGUUAUCAGAUCCUGUUGGGAAUGGUGCGCCAACAUUAUCGUCACGCUUUGCUCACCGAAGUUACAGGCGUGUUUAUUCUCGAGGAUAUCUUCGCCCCCCUGAAGAAGAAAGUUACUAGCCUGCACCUGUAUUACACUGGCAAGCGAUGGGCCGACGCGGACUCUUCAUCUACACUGCCUAGCAAUAUCCUAACGCCCAGUAGUGAAGAAUUAAACGCAACUGGGCUCAUGGAGAACGUCUACGGGCAAAGGUAUUGGAAUUCCAUGGACGAGGAGGAUAAGCGCCGGAAGGUGAUCAGCACUGGAGUGAUCAUGGGCGGAAUUCGCUCCGUUCGCAGCGUGACCACUGCGAUGGCUACUGAGAUAGUUCGGGUUGCUCUUCUUCGCAAGAGCAGGGAACCGUUCAAUCCUGAGGCUAUCUUGAGCUUCUUAGUGCACAAAUCUUCGGUUCUGGGCAAGAAAGUGGCUUCCCAUCUCCAGCUUCAUGAGAGUGGAAUGUCGUCUGUAAACCUACUCCCCGGGCCGUCGCGCGGUCCCCAUUUCAAUGACUUCUUCCGGCGUGUCGACACCCGGUUUGCUGUGCUUCAGGGAUUCAAAAACAAAGGCGUCGCCGAAUCUAGACGAACCAAUAUACUCCAGUCCCUACGACGAGACCUCUGCAGAUCAGUGAACGACCCCUAUAUUUACACGGAUUGCCACAGCAGCAGAUAUCCCGUGGAGAUGGAUUUAUCAUAACCUUCCUCGUUUCAAAUUCCCAUCUUCUCUAGUGUUUGCGCGGCCUCUGCUUGUUGCAUGAUAAUCCACGAAAGGACGACAGCCAUCAUUGUGGCAGGUCUGAGUCCUCGUCCAGCUUCAACUGCAGACCAAUUACUACAGGGAGAUGAGAAUAGGCAGCAGUAGCAAUAGCCUCAUUCGCGGAGGAUGGACCUCCGCCCAGUGGGGGCUCAGCAGUGUCGAUCGAUCCACUGCUCCUACACCGACAACAGUUGCAGAGCCACGCAGGAAACAUAUUGUCUCCGAAGCUGCAACCCUAGCAGUGGAUGAGCCUGAACAGACCUGGGUUGCAUUACUGUCCUGAAAAACCCCAAUUAGGUGAUUAAAAGAAGCUGAUAAGUUCAUGUUUUUCCAGAGUGUACCAUAUAUCUAUUUCACAGGCUUGGUUCCAUUCUACCUCGUCCCACACCCAUCAUGCAACUCCAAAUUAGUGAUCCUCCUGCGAGUCUGUCUGUCUGACUUUGCAUGAGUUGCUUCGGCGAGAGAGUAGUGCCGAUUGAGUGUGUCUCGAUAGCGAGGUUGCCCUUCUGACAUCCUCUUACCAUUAUUGAGCAGUACCAGCAGGCCUACGAACCUCUGAUUGCUCCUUCAUCGCUAUCUUCCGUUGUCGUCUAGCUCCUGCAUCACUUGAGAGGCCUGAGCUUGAGUUCAGUCCUGAAGCUCUUUUUUUGUGUCUUCCAAUUCAGAGCUUCGGCGUCAAUGUUGCAAUUGUGAACAUAUUUAGGGAUCCAGUUGUACAUGGCCUUAUAUUGUCAAUGAUGAUAUCAAUUUGAAAAGCUCUUAUUCAAUGAUA